Metopolophium dirhodum (rose-grain aphid) is the source of this 921-nucleotide messenger RNA. It is a transcript of the gene Arpc3A, whose product is annotated as actin-related protein 2/3 complex subunit 3. Lineage: Eukaryota; Metazoa; Arthropoda; Insecta; Hemiptera; Aphididae. Gene Ontology annotation, cellular component: Arp2/3 protein complex; cytoskeleton. The transcript is spliced from 4 exons. Gene Ontology annotation, biological process: regulation of actin filament polymerization; Arp2/3 complex-mediated actin nucleation. The coding region runs from base 154 to 696 and encodes 180 amino acids. The record is from RefSeq and is a predicted model, not a curated record. Gene Ontology annotation, molecular function: actin filament binding.
AUAUUACGUUCAAUCAGGUCCCAGGGGACAGGACGUGAAAAUACAUAGUUAUUAGUUUUACUCUGGUUUCACGUCGGACUUGAAAAUAUCAAAUAGCCACUAAUAUAAAUAUUGGUGUGUGCAUUUUCAUUUGUUUUGAAACGGUGCAGCAUAAUGCCAGCUUAUCAUUCUAGUAUAAAAGAUUUCCAGCAACUAACUGGAAAUAUGGCAAUACUACCAAUUAAGUCUCAAUACAAAGGUCCUGCACCUUUGCUCAGCCCUACAGUUGCAGAAAUGGAUAUAAUAGACGAAUCAUUAUCUUUUUUUAAAGCAAAUGUCUUUUUUAGAUCCUACGAAGUUAAGAGUGAAACUGAUCGUGUUGUGAUUUACAUUACUUUAUACAUAACUGAGUGUUUAAAAAAACUUCAGAAAUGUCAAAGUAAAGAUCAAGGAAUGUCUGAAAUGUAUUCAUUGGCACUGUACAGAUUUGAUAUACCUGGAGAGGCUGGAUUUCCAUUAAACUCAGUUUAUGCAAAACCAUCAUCUACUGGUGAAGCAGAUGUUAUGCGUCAAUAUUUGGAACAAUUACGAAAAGAAACUGGCCGAAGAGUUUGCGAAAAAGUAUUUUCAACUGAUGAUGGCAAGCCAUCUAAAUGGUGGUUAUGUUUUGCUCGUAAGAAGUUUAUGGAAAAAUCCUUGCUUGCCCCAGGUCAAUAAUCUACUCAAAAAUUAACAAGAACUCACAUUAAAAUGUUUUAUUGGUUGAGCAAACUAUUGAUACAUAUUUUAUUUUUGUAUUAAUGUCUGCUUUUUAUUUUUAAUUAUUUAUAUUUUCUAUUAUUAAAACAUUAUUUUUUAUUUAUUUAUUAUUUUAUAAUAUAGUAAUUAUUCAAAUAUUUAAUAAAUACUUUUUAAUAUAAAAAAUAUUAAUCUUCACAUUAA